AUGUUCAUCGAGCAUCCCUAUUUGCAAUUGAAUAUUUUGAUUUUUUUUUCAUUUGUGUUGUGUAUUUAGCGGUAAUUGGGAACAGAAUCCAAUAUAUCGUUCUAUUACAAAUUAUUUAUACAUUGUAAAUAUCGCAAAAACCAUUAACCGAAAUGACAGAUAAUAAAAACGUUCGUAUGGAAACCGAUGAAGUCACGGAGGCUCCUAAAGGGGCCGCAAGUAGUGAAAAUGGUGAACCAAACAGGGACGAUCAAACUGGGACACCGCCGCCGGCCGUCACGCCUCCGCCUACCGAAGAGGAAACUCAAGAAAUAAUUGUUGUGAACGAGCAUACUGAAGAACUUGACUUGAACCAUGGAAGGAUAGGAAAGAUUGAGAACCUUGAGAGACUUAAAAAAUUGGAAAGAUUAUACCUGAGAUGGAACCUGAUCAAGAAGAUCGAAGGUCUGGACUCCCUGACCACCCUGGUGGAGUUGGAGCUGUAUGACAAUCAGAUAGUUGUUAUUGAGAAUUUGGACAGCCUUGUCAACUUAGAGAUUCUGGACCUGUCAUUCAACAGGAUCAAAGAGAUCACUGGCCUAGAGAAGUUGCUGAACCUCAAGAAGCUGUUCCUGAGCUCUAACAAGAUUACUGAGAUCAAAAACGUGAACCACUUCCCCAAGCUGGAGAUGUUGGAGCUUGGAGACAAUCGUAUUAGAGAAAUCAAGAAUCUCGAAGGCCUCACAACGCUGAAACAACUAUACCUAGGGAAAAAUAAAAUUACUAAGAUACAAAACUUGGAAGACUUAACGAAUCUUGAAAUAUUAGUAUUACAGAGCAACAGAUUAACAAAGAUCGAGAACUUGGAAUGCCUGACCAAGUUGGAGCAACUGUACAUAUCUGAGAACGGUCUAACUGCAAUCGAGAAUCUGGACAGUCAAGUGCACUUGCAGACUUUAGAUCUGGCCAAUAACAGGAUUACGGCCAUUGAAAAUGUGAGACAUAUGGGCGAAUUGGAAGAGUUAUGGCUGAACGACAACCAAAUAGCCGACUGGUCUUCAGUUGAAUACCUGAAGAAUAACAAGAAAAUCCAGACGAUAUACCUAGAGAGGAACCCCUUAGCUUCGGAUCCCGCCUACCGCAGGAAACUCAAGUUAACGCUGCCAUCUCUCACGCAGAUCGACGCGACAUUGUGUAGAUAAUUCAAAGUUCUAUUCCAUUAGUUGACACAGUCGUAGUUUCGUUUUGAAAAUCGAAGACGUUGUUCAGCCAGUCAGGUCGGUAUGGUAAAAUCUUGUUUCAAAUGUAAAAAAAAGUAUAUAGAUUGAUUUGUUUUCUUAGUUGCCAGUUUGAAGUAGUUUAAAUUUUUUAUUUCCUAAAAUGACACCUGCACAAUUUACACUCGAUACACAUCCAGCCAGUGAUGGCAAUGGUUGGAAUGGGUAAUUCAAAUUUACGAAAGAAGAAAAAAAAAUGGCUUCCAUAAAAUACAAUAGGCUGUAAAAUUCGAACGUAUGGGAACCAUUAAAUAUGUUAAGACAAUGUAAUUAUUCAGGAAUUACAUACGUAUGUAUUGUUUUGUUCCUUAUACUGUUCACCAACUGAGUGAUAUUUAUGCCAUGUUGGAAAUAUUGUUUAUUACUGUUGAGUCUAUGCCAUGCGGGCCAUUAGUAUUUCCAAAUAUUUGGAAAAGCGUUUGAAUCAACAAUUUUUUUUAAAGUUUUACACGUUAGUGUCUUCUGAUAAUCCAUACUAAUAUUAUGAAUGCGAAUGUAAGUUUGUUUGUUUGUUUUCUCUUCAUGCGUUAUCUUCAGAAGCAAUAUUCUUAAAAUUUUGCGUCUUAUAAUUAAAUGUUUAAAAAGGAGACAUAACCUUUAUCUACGGUAAAAACUACAAUUCCCGUGGAAUUCGCGAAAAAUCUGUUUUCUUUUGUAGGUGGUAGCUCCCAUAUAAUUGAUGUUGUUCGAAUAUGUAUAAGUAUUUAGACUACAAGUUACUUUUUCUAAGUUCGGAAAUGUUGACUAAACUCUGUCCAAGAAUUCAUGAAGUAAAUAUGUACAGUUACUUGUGAAACAUAAACAACUUCGCAAGACUAGGUAACUAACAUAAUAAACAACAUUUGUUUUAUUAAUUUAGUCUUAUUACAAUACCCUGCUUUAUGUGUUGAUAUUUUAUAUGUAAUUUUAGUAGUUAGUAAUAAUUAGUAACUAUUGUUAAUAUUAUUCAUCUUUAUUAUAUUGUUAUAUUAAAUAUUUAUUAACAUUUAAUUUUAACAUUGUUCAUAAUAUAUUUUAGUAAAAUAAUUUAUAACAACCCUAUAUUUUGAUAAGAGUUUGUACACUCAGAAUUCUACUAUCAUUUCAGUAUUAUAAACGAAAUGAUAAAAGUAUGUAAAGUUUGUACAACAAAAGUAUACAAAAUUUUAAUGUGAGUUUUUUGAACUAAAGGUUAAAUUGUUAGUUUAUAUUACAGAAUUAGAAUGUGGGUUGCGUAUAGUAGUUGUACAUUAGAUGUUUCGUUUGAUAUUAUCGUCGCAUAUCGAGUUUUUAUGUAUGUUGUUUGUAAUUUUAUCAUAAUUUAGAUAUAUAUGUCUUAGGUAUGAUAUGCCCAUUUCUUUCUUUUCAACCGCUUUAAAAAAAAGGUGGUUCUCAGUUUGUCCUGUAUGUAUGUAAAUUAAUUAAUGCUUGGUUAGACCUGGUUUAAUACAAAUGAAGGGUCAAGUAUUUGCGUAAAAGAGUAACAGACAUCCAUACAUACAUACUCACAAACUUUCGCAUUUAUAAUACAUAUUAGUAGGAUGAUUAUAUCUGCUUACAAUACUUAACUCGUUACAAUGAAACAAGUAAAUAAACAAUUGUGAAAUUCUCCCGUUUAUGGAUCUCGCACGACCGAAACCAUUCAUAUAUCACUUCAUGUAUUAAAAAUUGCCGUGUGGUUCCCGGCGCCAAUACAAAUAAGUAUAGGACCACCCCAUCUCUUUUCCAUGGAUGUCGUAAAAGGCGACUAAUGGAUAGCCUUGUAAACUUGGGAUUCUUCUUUCAGGCGAUGGCCUAGCAGCCUGUCACUAUUUGAACGUCAAUUUUAUUAUAGAACAUAACAGCUGAACGUGGCCUAUCAGUCUUUCAAGACUGCUGGCUCUGUCUACCCCACAAGGGAUAUAGUCGUGAUUAUAUGAAUGAAUGUAUUGAAAAUUAAAAACUCUAAAGUUUUUAAAUGCCAAAUCAUAUCCUUCUUUAAAAAUAUGAACUGGGAUACAGGAAUUUCAGAACGUCCUUAAAAUGCAUUUAAUCAAUGAUUAAGUAUUAUAUAGAGAAAUAUACCUGACUUGUAUGAUUUAAGUGCCUAUUAAAAUGUCCAGUACAAUGUACACGCCACAGCGGAUUUGAUAGAUUUUGUACCAGUGUUAGUGUUUAGUUCGUAUGUAGUACAUACAUAUACAUAUAUAAGCACUGCAAUUGUACGAUGGAAAACGAAUCUUUCUCUUCUACCCUGUUCUAAAUAAUAUUAUUAGUAUAUAUACAAAGUAGCUGUGCUCGCGACUUCGUCCGCGUGGAAUAGUGGUUUUUGGCAUCAUUGAAGCCCUCAAGGAUGAAUAAUAUUCCCUGUUUUUUGCGCAUUUUUCUAUUAUUACUUCGCUUCUAAAAGUUGCAGCGUGAUGUUAUAUAGCCUAAAGCCUUCCUCGAUAAAUGGUCUAUUCCAACACAAAAAGAUUUUUUUCAAUUCGAACAAGUAGUACCUGAGAUUAGCGCGUUCAAACAAACAAACUCUUCAGCUUUGUAAUAUUAGUACAGAUAAAGGAGCGUCGGCGGUCCAAUCGGUAAGGUGCCCGGUUAAAAUGCGUGUGGCGCCUUAUAAUAAUAUCGCUGACGGGUCAAGUAAGUUACCGACAGAUACCCUGGCGCUUAAAGGGUUGACCUAUGAGCAAUUGCAGUGUUAAAUUUUAUCUGACCAGUGUAAAAUUGGUAGCUAUAUUCAGUUAUUAUAUUUUUUAAUGUAUUAGUGAUAAAAUAGAACAAGUUUAUUGAAGUGUAAUGUGGUCAUAGUGUAUGUAA
This is a messenger RNA of Amyelois transitella, 4031 nucleotides long. RefSeq names its product protein phosphatase 1 regulatory subunit 7. Gene Ontology annotation, molecular function: protein binding. The transcript has 7 exons. The coding region runs from base 153 to 1181 and encodes 342 amino acids. NCBI's taxonomy places the organism in Eukaryota, Metazoa, Arthropoda, Insecta, Lepidoptera, Pyralidae. The record is from RefSeq and is a predicted model, not a curated record.